AUGACAACUAUCUCAAAAGAACUGAGACACACAGAGAUCAACCAAGAGAUCCUGGGACUUCUACGAUCAACCAACGAAAGACUCGACCUGGGGUUGCCUCUCGACCAAAUAGAGCUUCUUUGUGGACCUUGUAUCGCCAAAGUCAAGGACUUGGUCACGGAAUUCGAGCUGCUGCCAAAACGUCUCGAUGAGUACUUGCAACAACAUGUUGAUGUAUUGAGCUGUAUUUACUUUAAAAGCGAACCAGGCUCGGUGUUGGCCUCCUUAACAUCCAGCUGCUUCUACCAGCUUUGCGUGGUUCGAAGUUAUAAGCAUGUGGUGGGGUUCUUAUCUAAUGACGUCAGUCUAGGCCAGACACUUAUCCUGAGGAUCCAGAAUAAAGGUAUUGGGGAAUUUGAAACGUACUUGCUUCUUCUCUGGCUUGCUUCGUUUACUAUGGUGCCGUUUCCUUUGGAAAAUAUACGCUCGGGGCUUCUGCUGUUCUUGUAUGAUGUUUCUAUUGAGAACCUACAGAAGUAUGGAAGUGCCAGUAUGACCCAGAAGAUAAGUGCUGUUUUACUUUCACGUCUUUUAACGAGAUCUGACGGUGCUGAACAGCUUAAAAUGUACCUUUCUACAUGCUGUGAACUGUGGCCUGAAUGGGACCAUGGAAGGAAGCUAGGACACUUAAUGGCACUCAAGUUGAUCUUGAAACACUCGUCCAGCACGGCAGUGGCUGCUUUGGCACCGGAAAUCUAUGAAAAAAUUGUCCUUAUGGACUUGCUGGCGAUCAAGUUCCAUUUGGAUACGCUGAUUCCAAAUACUAAUAUCUUAUACAUUAUGGGGAUUCUUUCACGCCUAGCCAGAUUCUACCUAAUCCUGGCAGACUACCAGAAAGUGUCUGGGAUUGUGAAUAAUCUUAUUAACGAUAUCCUCAACCCGUUAUCCAGUCGGUUUGAUAUCACCCUAAGAGAAACCAUGGCCAAGUGUCUCAGUAAGAUUGUGUCUUUUCUUCGACUCAGAGCAGUCAAUUACGCCCAGCAACUCAUAUGGUUUAUUACCAAACAGCUUCGUAUUCCAGAAUUGGAGUCUCGUCCAACAUCAUAUAACCCAGAUCUUACUAUUGACUCGACGAACUUGUCUGUGACAAAGUACCAUACAGCGCUUCUUUUCUACGGCUUUUUGGGUCUCAACAGGGUACUUCAUGCUGAAUUUGUUCCUAUUCUUCUUUCACUAACCCAUAAGAUCAUCCAGGGCUCUCAAAUCAGAGACGCCUCGUGUUUCUGUCUCUGGGCAUUAUUCAGAUCACUCUCCCAAGAUGACUUUAAAGUGCUUUUAACUAACAAAUCAAUGGUGCAUGAUACUUGGGCAGAUAUACUUCGGGUGCUUCUUUGUGACGAGGAUUAUACUAUUCGUCGUUGUGCAUUGCCUGUUCUUCAAGAGUUCAUAGGCCGUUUUGGUCCUUUAUUGGCACUGAGCGUGGAAAGCAGCGAACAGCAAAGAAGGCUUUUGGUGGAACGUACAACACUUCUUUUGGAUUCAGAUAAGGCUCUCACAGGUACAGAUCUUGUUAAGUGUGGGUACUCAGCACUGCUUAUGGUUCCUACGCUUGUAGAUGUUCUAUCGUCUAAAGAGGUUUCGUUUGGGUACUACUAUAGGUGUUCGAGCUUGUUGGUUGAGUUAAUUGAAGCUGAACUGAAUGGGGAUGGUUUUACGGUUGGUUUAGAUGUUUCUCAAGAUGGACUGGAGUACCAGGCGGUUCUUUACGAAAGCUUACAAGCUGGAAACUUGCUUUGUUUGUUGCCGCUAGGAGGGCUCUUAAGAAGUCGUAAACUAGACAUUCAACCAUUUCUGCUUCGUCUAGAUACGAACCUGGUGCUUUCUCACCAUUCAGAGUUUGGCCAUAAAGUGUGUCACUUGUACUGGUACAGUUCACGGUUGGCUGCUGACGAAGGAGAUAUAGAAGCUCAGGAAGCGUUCUGGGCCUUGUUGGUUCCAGUAAUUACCAAUGAGAGUUCCCUAAAAGGUGACUUUAAACCGGUUGUAUUGACGUCUACAGACAUCUCCAGCAGCAUACCCAUUCUAGGCGAAGUCUUUGAGGAUAUUCGUAAACGAGUCAAGCUUGGAAGCGUUCUUAUAGCCCGCCAGCUUCCCUGGAAGAACCUCAAUGAGCCCCAACUACAGCAAAUGAUGCUUUUAGUUUCUGAUAAGACCGUGGACGCCGAAACCCGAGCAGCUCUAAUCGAAAACAAUCCAAGAUUAACCGCCAACGGAACCACAUUCACCUACAAACCCGAAUUUCCCUUCUUGGAUCUUCUUGAUGACUAUACAUUAACUAAUAAAGGUGAUGUGGGACUGCAAAUCAGGUUUGCGUGUCUCAGGCACUUCCAAGACCACCAAGGCCCAAUUGACGACUCUGUCAAGUACAAAUUGGUCCGUCUUGCUGCUGAAUCCAUGGACAGCGUCAGAUCCAUGGCAUUUAGUCUUUUGACUGGAGAAACGUACGAAUCAGUGAGACCUAUCACUUAUGAAGAGUAUUUCCAUAAACUCUUCACUUUCUAUGGAAACCUACCUGAGCAGCAUCGCCCUGCGUUCUGGGAAGGCGUGGUUCAUUCUGUGGCUGGGUUAAAAGUCUCUAAAGCCUUGGCAAACCUGGCUUUCAGGCAGUUACUCAUCUGGUAUGACUCUGCUUUAGACUCAGACCGCCAGGAAAUGAUUUCCAUCCUACUUCGCCAACUUAAGCUUGCCAAGCCUUUCCCACAAUUGGAUCAGCGGACCCAGAAAACGUUACUUGCCACUUUAAACUUGUUUGUUAAGCUUUUCGAUGCAUCUUUAGCCUUCCCAGACCAAUGGAACCCUAAUGCCCUUUUCGUCCGUGCUUAUAACCUCCAGCUCAAUGCUCCAGCGAUGAGAACUGCCUUGGUGCUUCAAAUCUUCCACUAUUUGAGUGUUUUGCCCAGCGAAGUGACGUCCAAGGCCAGACAGAGAGUUUGUCAGAUCUACCUCCAGGCUAAAACACCCCAAAUACGUCGUUUGGCACAAGAAACACUCUUUGAAAUCGUCAACGACUUGGCACCAUCCAACAAAACCCUCCUUGACUUCACAGAGCCAUCCUACAAACUUACACCCAAAGAUUGCAAAGUAUUAGAGACCCAGCUCAUGUGUAUUUAA
Molecule: messenger RNA, 3150 nt
Organism: Candidozyma haemuli
Lineage: Eukaryota; Fungi; Ascomycota; Pichiomycetes; Serinales; Metschnikowiaceae
Exons: 2
Coding region: 1-3150 (1049 amino acids)
Biological process (GO): microtubule cytoskeleton organization; post-chaperonin tubulin folding pathway; tubulin complex assembly
Molecular function (GO): beta-tubulin binding; GTPase activator activity
Source: RefSeq, a predicted model, not a curated record